Molecule: messenger RNA, 1239 nt
Organism: Fraxinus pennsylvanica
Lineage: Eukaryota; Viridiplantae; Streptophyta; Magnoliopsida; Lamiales; Oleaceae
Source: the annotation of a GenBank genome assembly
AUGAUUAAUCUUGAAUCAACUGGAGUCCCAAGUUCAAGCAGGCUUGAGGGAAAAUGCAAGGCAAUGGUGGUUUGUUGGGUUCUUGGUCUGGGGUCCCUUCUCUCAUGGAACAGUAUGCUGACAAUAGGGGAUUACUACUAUAAUUUGUUCCCAAGUUACCAUCCUGCACGUGUGCUCACCCUGGUUUAUCAACCAUUUGCACUUGGAACAAUGGCAAUUCUCGCAUACAACGAGGCAAAGAUUGAUACGAGAAAACGGAACUUGAUGGGUUAUAUUAUUUACUUCCUAAGCACUUUGGGACUCCUUGUUUUGGACCUAGGCACAUCAGGAAAAGGGGGAAUCAGAAAUUAUAUUGGCAUUUGUGUAUUUGUUGGUGCUUUUGGAGUAGCAGAUGCCUAUGUGCGGGGUGGCAUGGUCGGAGAUCUAUCCUUCAUGCAUCCUGAAUUUGUCCAAUCAUUCUUUGCUGGUUUGGCUGCAUCUGGGGCUCUCACUUCUGGCUUGCGUAUAAUGACAAAAGCAGCUUUCGAUAAGUCCAGCAAUGGCCUUCGUAAAGGAGUUUUGCUGUUUCUUGCUAUCGCAACAUUCUUCGAAUUUCUAUGUAUAUUCUUAUAUGCGUUUGUCUUCACCAAGCUACCAAUUGUGAAGUACUACCGCACAAAAGCAGCUUCAGAAGGAUCAAAAACGGUUUCUGCUGACCUAGUUGCUGCUGGCAUCCAUUCCGAAGAAACUGCAAGUGGCGACAUUGCUAAACACGAGCGGCUGAACAACAAGCAGCUUUUAUUUCAGAAUCUUGAUUAUGCAUUGGACCUCUACCUUAUAUGUGUUCUCACUUUGUUUAUUUUUCCUGGGUUCGUGUUUGAAAACACUGGAUCCCACCAGUUAGGUUCUUGGUAUCAAGUUGUCCUGAUAGCAAUGUACAACGUGUUUGAUCUCAUCGGACGAUACACUCCUCUUGUAGAAAGUAUCAAAUUAGAAUCCCGAAAGGGUCUAUUGAUAGCAUCGCUAUCGCGUUUCCUACUUAUUCCCGCGUUCUACUUCACCGCAAAGUACAGUGAUCAAGGAUAUAUUAUACUGCUCGUAUCCUUAUUGGGACUAACAAAUGGCCACCUUACUGUCUGCGUCCUCACAGCAGCUCCUAAAGGUUACAAGGCACCGGAGCAGAAUGCAUUGGGUAAUCUGCUAGUACUGUUUCUUCUUGGCGGCAUUUUUUCUGGUGUUGCUCUACUGACCAACACCUAA